AUGUCUACCGACUCGCCCGCGGCGCCAGCCUUCUACCCGCUCACCAAGGACGACCAUGCGGCCUUGGUGGUGGUGGCUUCCGUCGUCUUUCUCAUCUACGCCAUCCUGGGCACCAUAACCAAGCUGCUGAUCCGGCUCAACAUUACCUCCAUGAGGGACUACGACUAUACGUUGCUCGGUGGGCUCGUGGUCUACUUUGUCCAGACGGCUUGUGUCAUCGCGGCGUGCAAUAAAGGCCUCGGGAUGCACCGAGAUGAUAUUUCUUUGCAAGAUUUCGAACGCUACAGCAAGUUGAUGUAUACCUCUCGGAUCCUGGCCCUGUUCAUCAACGGCAGCACCAAGAUCUCGCUCUGCCUCCUGAUCAGGCAAAUCGACAGCCGAGGAAAGCUGAACCUUGCCAACAUGGUCCUCGCCGGCUUCGUCCUCGUCUGCGUCGUGACCGGCGUCUUCGCCACCGUGUUCCAAUGUCCACUGCCAUCGCCGUGGCUUGCAGAAAGCCACGCAGAGUGCCCCAACUAUGGCCCGAUUUACAUCUACAAUGGCGUGAUGGAUAUCGUCACGGAUCUCGCGCUGUGCGUGCUGCCGGUUGUCAUGAUGUGGCAUGUUCAGACCACGACGAGGAGGAAAGCUGUUGUCAUGGGCUUGUUUGGAACUCGAAUCAUUGUGCCGAUCGUAACUAUUCCAAGCCUCACAAACGCCCAAUACCUCUUCCAAGAUUAUUCCGACCCCACGUGGCUGGCGGUCCCGAGAACCAUUUGGUUUCAAACGUCUCUCGGUCUUUCUGUGCUCACCGUCUGCAUCCCCAGCCUCAAGGGUAUCAUUGACAGUCUGCUCGGCUCUACCGCCGUGGCGGCUAUCCAGGCCCCCUACGAGCUCAAGAGCAGCGACAAGCGCAGCGGCCUCGAGCUGACGGUCAUUAACGACGGCUCCAGGGGUGCCUCGCACAACAUCAGCGCCCGCAGCACUACGCUCAAGAUGAGCUCCAAGGGCAAGUCCCCUGAGCACUCAGCGUGGUACUCGGAUCGCGAGCCGACCACCAAGCACAGUGGAAGGGCGAGCCCGGGCGGCAGUGAGAGCGUGCGGAAGCUUACGGAGGGCGUCAUCGUGGUGCGAGACGAGUUUGAGGUUCACUACGAUGAUAGGAGAAUGUCUUCAUCGCGGGCCGGUUCGCAUGAGUCCUCAGAUGCCGGGUAUCGGAUGUAG
Ilyonectria robusta is the source of this 1203-nucleotide messenger RNA. RefSeq lists its product as uncharacterized. Lineage: Eukaryota; Fungi; Ascomycota; Sordariomycetes; Hypocreales; Nectriaceae. The transcript is spliced from 3 exons. Bases 1 to 1203 code for a protein of 400 amino acids. The record is from RefSeq and is a predicted model, not a curated record.